GGCUUUAUUUUAGUGGCAUGGCCAUAUGUUUCUGUUUCAUAAAGUUAGAAAAUUAUGAUGAGAGAGAGACAGGAGCUUCUUUAAACAUAUUGGAAUAUUGAGUGUAAAAAUCGUACUAGCAGAGGUCUAGCUGCAGUACAUGUCAUUUGCUCCCUCUGUGUAAUUCAUAGCUGGUAAUGGCUUUUACGGUGGAUAGAUGUGAAGAGAUGGUGUUUACCGUGGAGUCUCAAAAGGCAGUUCCUGCACCAUUCUUAACAAAAACAUAUCAGCUGGUUGAUGAUCCUCUUACUGACCACAUUGUGUCCUGGGGUGAUGAUGAAACCAGCUUUGUUGUAUGGAGACCUCCUGAGUUUUCAAGGGAUCUUCUUCCCAACUAUUUCAAGCACAACAACUUCUCAAGCUUCGUCAGGCAGCUCAAUACCUAUGGAUUCAAGAAGGUAGUAGCUGACAGAUGGGAGUUUGCAAAUGAGAACUUCAGAAGAGGAGCAAAGCACUUGUUGUCUGAGAUCCACAGGAGAAAAACAUCCCAACACCAUCACCAGCACUACCCUGAGCAACCACCCCGAUUUUUCCAACCAGAAGAUGGUUUUAGUUGGAUCGAUCCUCCAUUUCAAUCUCCAAAACCAAGUACUGACAUCCUAACUGCACUCUCAGAAGAUAAUCAGCGACUGAGAAGGAAAAACUGCAUGCUUUUAUCAGAACUCUCCCACAUGAAGAACCUCUAUAAUGACAUUAUCUACUUCAUCCAAAACCAUGUAAAACCAAUGCCCUAUGAGCAAAAGGCUUAUAAUGCAGCACCUAAGCUAAUAGAACUGGGCUCUUCAUGUCAGGAUCAAACCACUUGUUCUAGCAUUCAAAGAGCUAAGAAUGGUACUGUUUUGGGUCAGCAUUCAUUGACAUUGAGUACUGAGGAAUCAACUAGUCCUGUGAAGCUCUUUGGAGUCCCUCUCAGUGGCAAUAAAAGGCUGCGUCCAGAAGUGAUCGAUUAGCGGCAACAAUAUCGUAGGGUCUCCAUUAAUUAGCCUGUACCGCAGGUUGUAGUCGUUCUCAGUAAGAGUUAUCAGAAGAGAAGCUCGUAUACAAGUAGCUGAAAGUUCAGUUGGAGUUAAGCUACUUGUAGCUACUUCAAAAUCAGCAGCAAAAAAGAAAAAAAAUCUUUCCAUUUCCUUUUUUUGGCAAAUCUGCAGCAAAAUAUUGGCUUCUCAUUUAUAGAUAUUCCUAUAAAUUAAGUAGUUAGAGUUUCUAUAUAUAUUAACCUCAUUUUCCUUUU
Molecule: messenger RNA, 1270 nt
Organism: Populus euphratica (Euphrates poplar)
Lineage: Eukaryota; Viridiplantae; Streptophyta; Magnoliopsida; Malpighiales; Salicaceae
Product: heat stress transcription factor B-4-like
Exons: 2
Coding region: 177-989 (270 amino acids)
Biological process (GO): regulation of transcription by RNA polymerase II
Cellular component (GO): nucleus
Molecular function (GO): DNA-binding transcription factor activity; RNA polymerase II cis-regulatory region sequence-specific DNA binding
Source: RefSeq, a predicted model, not a curated record